Dermatophagoides farinae (American house dust mite) is the source of this 3213-nucleotide messenger RNA. RefSeq lists its product as uncharacterized. The record is from RefSeq and is a predicted model, not a curated record. Gene Ontology annotation, biological process: transmembrane transport. NCBI's taxonomy places the organism in Eukaryota, Metazoa, Arthropoda, Arachnida, Sarcoptiformes, Pyroglyphidae. Gene Ontology annotation, cellular component: membrane.
UAUCAACACAAGCAAAAAAAAUCAAAUAUUCAUUUUCAUUGCCAUCUGGUGGAUAAGAAUUUGAUCGAAAAUGAAAAAAUUUUUUUUUAUAUUCGAAAAUUGUCAAUAACCGGCGGCUUUUAUUCGGAAUCAAAACAAAAAAUUAAAACAUAACAUAAAUCAUUCAAUCAUCAAUAAAUUAAUCACACACACACAUCAUGGACUGUCAUUCACUGAUAACAUUUGGCUGAAAAAAAAUCAGAUUAUAAAAAAAAAAACAAAACAAAAAAAAAAUAACCUUUUGACAGAUUUAUUUCCAUUUUUUUUUUUUGAAAGAUGUUAAUGAUCAAGAAACCAAUGGAAAAGAAAUCCAAUUCAUUUCAUUUUAUUCCAUCGUCAAUAUUCCAUCAUUUGUUUGUAAAAGUUUGUGUUUUGAAAAAAAAAAUUGAAACACAGAAAAAAAUGACUGAUAAUCGUGAAAAAGAAGAUAAUCCAAUGAAUGAUAAUUCAACAAUUGAUUUUCAUCAUCAUGAAGAUGAUGAUAAUCUCAAUGUUCGUUCAUCAAAUUCUUUCAUUCGAUCAAUUCGAUCAUUUUUGGUUACAGUAUUUCCAAUUUUUGGUUGGUUACCAUAUUGUUUUACAACCAUUUUCAAUGAUAUUAUAGCCGGAAUCUAUAUUGGUCUUUAUCAGAUUCCACAAUGUAUUGCAUAUUCAAUUAUAGCUGAAUAUCCAUUGGCACAUACAAUACAUACAAAUGUUAUUUCAUCAAUCUUGUAUGCAUUAAUUGGUGCUAAUCGUCGUUUUUCUUAUGGCACUUUUUCAUUAGUAUCAGCCACAUAUAUGGGUAUUAUUUUACGACGAAUCAAUAAUGAUUUUGAUAUGGCCGAAAAUGUUGUCAUUGUUGUUACAUUCACUAUUGGUAUUUGUUGUAUGAUGGCUGGUCUAUUGAGAAUUGGUUCAAUGGUACGUUUUAUUCCAUAUGAAAUACUAAGUGGUUUUCGUGCUGGCCUCUAUCUAUUGGUAAUUACAUUACAAAUCUGUUCAAUGGCUGGUUUUCAUCAACAAUGGACAUUGGGUGAUGGAAAAUCGAUAAUGAUUAUACCGAAUUUAUAUCGAAAUGAUUUCUAUAAAAAUCUCGUUACGAUGAAACAUAUUAACUGGAAUAGUUGGAUAGUAUCGAUUGGUUGUUUAGCAUUAUUAACAUUGUUUCGAUUAUUCCAUUAUUAUUGGCAAAAUAUAUUCAAUUAUCGUUUGAAUUGGCUACGGCAAAUUGUUUGCCGGAUACCGAUUGAAUUUAUAUUGAUUUCAAUCAGCAUUAUUGUCGUUUGUUUUGUCGAUGUGAAGAAAUAUAAAAUUUAUACAAUCGAUGGAAUUAAUUUUGGCAAUGAAACUCUAAUCGAUAUGUCGAGCAAUUUUCAUCUGGAAUGGCCACCAAUUAGUCAAUAUAUAAACCGUAUAUGGUUUGAAUGUAUUACGGCUACGUUGUUAUUCUUGAUCUAUAUGCAUUCAUUAGCCAUAGAUUUGGUUAUCAAAGAUACUGAAGAAAUUCAUCAACCAAAAUUUGCUAAACGUAAACAUCAAUUAUGGCCAAAACAAAUGAAAUUUUAUCGUUUAGGAUGGAAAACCUAUAAUAUUAAUAAUGAAUUAUUAUAUAAAGGUAUUAUUGAUUUGUUUGGAUCAUUCAUGAAAUGUUUACCAAGUGGUCCAUCAAAAAUACGUAGUGAUCGUAUGCGUAAUGUUGGUGCCUGUACACAGAUUUCCAGUUUGAUUGCUAGCACGGUAACAUUGGCCAUUUGGUUAACAUUACAAACAUUUAUUGCCAAAAUACCAAAAUGUAUUAUUGCCAGUAUUGUUGCAUUCGAUACCGUUGUUGCUUUGAUUGAAGAAAUUGGUAAUGUUAAAAAUUUUUGGAAAACAUCCAUCUUAGACAUCGUAAUUUGGACACUUACUUUUGUAUCAUUUAUUUUGCUGAAUAUUGAAAUAUCGUUAUAUUGUUCUUUGGGACUUUCAUUGAUUAUUUAUUGUUUACGAUAUAGACCAUUUGAGUCGUUUACAUUUUCCAUACAAAAAGCAUUGAUAACUAAAACAAAUUUAGUUUUACUUGUAUCCAGAAAUAUUUUACAUUCAAAAUUUGAUCAUCAUCAUCAUAAUGGUCAAGAUGAUGAUGAUGAUGAUGAUGAUGAUGAUAAUGAAUGUAAUAUAUUAAAAACAUUGCCAUCAUCAACAUUGAAAACGAUAAAUAUAUUCCAUAUAGAUAAACGAAUAUUGACAAUAGCAAAUAUCGAUAGUUUCGUACGCGAUGUUUGUCGAAAAGUUUCCGAUUCAUGCAUGUUGACAACAAAAUCAAAUGAUGAUUCAAAUUCAAUGAUUAUGAAUAGAAAAUUAAUUUUUGAUUGCAGAUCAAUAUCAUAUCUUGAUUGGCCAAGUAUACGUGCUAUAAAAGGAACAAUAAUGAGAACAAUACAGAUAUGUGAAUCAUGGCAACAAUCAAAUUUGAUCAACAAAUCAUCAUCUUCAUCGUCAGCACUCACUGUGACUACUGAUUUAUCGAAUAAUAAUGAUCAUGACCAUGAUCACGAUCAUCGUAUGAAACAAUCAUCAUCAAAACAACAACAACAACAACAUUCAUUGGUUGUUAUGUUUAUAUUUCACACACGAUUAGUACAAAUUAUUCAUAAUGCUGGUGAAUUUAGUAUACAUUUUUAUCAUUCAUUACAUCAAUCAUUGCAUAUUGGAUUGAAAGCAGCUAUUAAUAUGGCCAUUACGAUUCCAAUGACAAAUUCAAAUCGAUAUGAUACAUUGGAAACAUUACAUAAACAAUUACGUUUAAAUUCAUUAAGUGAUGAAGAAAAAAUUCCGACAACGAUGACUACCACAACAGUCACUGAUAUUCAAUCAUCAACCACCACCGGUAACAAUAAUAAAGAUAAAAAAUCCGGUAAAAUUAAAGAGAAAAAAUUGAAAAAUUUUUUCAAUAAACGUGUCAUUGAAUUGGAGAUGGAAUCCAAUAAUUCGAAUAAUGAUGAUAAUGGUGGUGGUGAAAAACGUGAAACCGAUGGCCAUUCAAUCAAUGACAAAUCAACCGUACUUCCUAUAUCAUUUAAGCGACAAAAUUCUAUUGAUCAUUCUGAACAACAACAACAACAACAACAACAAUCAUCAUCGAAUCCUUCAAGAUUUCAAAUAAUUAAUCAACAAUCUUUAAAUAGAAAUUAUGAACAACAACCACCACCA